Molecule: messenger RNA, 2031 nt
Organism: Durio zibethinus
Lineage: Eukaryota; Viridiplantae; Streptophyta; Magnoliopsida; Malvales; Malvaceae
Source: RefSeq, a predicted model, not a curated record
UGGUUUUUAAAUAAUUUAUAUUAUUGUUAUUAUUAUUAUUAUCAUCAGAAUUAUUAAGGCAAUUUUUCUUGUAUAUAUUCGUUUUGCAGAAAAAAUCCUCUGGAUUUUAAAUUGAUGAUGGAAGGGUCAGCAAGCCGAUCAGAGUUGCAAAAGGAGCUAGAGAGGGAACGUCGUCGCAUGAGGGACCGCCAAAGAAGGCAGUCUAUGAGCCUUGAGGAGAGAGAAAAGCAUCUGGCUAGACGCCGAAGAAACUAUCAAUUGCGGAGACAGAGAGCUGAAACUGCUCGAUUAAACCCUUCUCCAUCUCCAAUUCAAUUGCCCUUAAGUAAUGCCGUAACUUGUGUUUCAGAUGUUACUCCUCAGUUAAUGCUGCUGCGGCUCUCGUCGGAUCCAAACAUGGACAAGAAAGACCAAUGCUGGACACGAGAAGCUCCCAGUGUUUGGAAAUCCCGGCUCAUAAAUUAGCUAUUUUACCUGGAAAGAUACGUUUGAAUCGCAUAAAACAUCUGGUACGAGCAAUAAAUGCUCCUGUUGGUGACAGGGUUGCAAUUGGUGGGAUCAUGAAGGAAAAUGGAACUUCCAAUUGUUUAAUAUCCAAAGGAUUGCGAUUAAAUCGUAUUAAACGUCUUGCUCGGGCACUAAAUCCUGCUGUGCAAGAGACUCUUAGUCAAAGCCAUCAAAGUGUAACAGAUGGUAAGAAUGCAUAUGUAAAUUCUUUAGUUUGUACCAUGUCACACAAAAUUAAUUGUUCUUUGCUAAAGUUUUUCGCUUUCAAAACUUUGAAUUCAUAAUGCAAUCUUUAGAGUAGCUGAAAAGAGCAGCUUUAGGGAGAAACUCGUUUGAUACGUGAUAAUGUGUAAUUUUAAACAGUUGAACAAUCUUAAAGUUGAAGAUGAUGAUUUUUAACAAAUUAUAGUUUUUGGUGGCAUUCUUAUAAACUAAUAGUUGCUUUAAUGAUGCAAUUUAGUUGGUUCAACAGGAGUAUUUUUGAGAAGGAUAAUGACAAGUUUUUGCUAUUAUGUUUAGGGUGAACAUCGCUGUUGUAAUGCUGAAGACAGACAGGCAUUUUAAUCAGUCAUAUACAAAUUUAUUUUGGCUCCUCCCCUCAUUCUUUCAAUUGAAGAUUUGUAAGUUUAUUACACUAGUUAAUUCUUUCAGAGUCUCUUGCCGAUAGUUGAUAUUCUUUUGCUGUUGCAUUGCAUAUUCAACUGAUGACAUCAAAACUUUUUGUCUGUAGUCUUAUUAUGUAAUUUGCCUGAAAUGGAUGAAAUUUAUGUAUGAAAGUAAAGUUUUAGCAGUUGUGGUUUAAUAAUUGGUUAAGCUACUUUCAGAGAGGAUUUUUUUUCUUUUUUGGAUCCCAUACCCCUUAUACAAUAUAUUGGCUGCUAGAAGAUUUGUCUCUUUAGUUAUAAUUCAUAGAACAACCUAAUGUAUUAGCUCUGCAAUAUUUAUCCACUGGUUCAGAAAAAAUUGAUUCUUAAGAAACUGGGAUUUCGAGAAUAUUAGUUUAACCAAGCUUCUUCGUUGUUUUUUGCUAGUUAAGUUUUCAUAUUCCUAUUCAUAAAAGGAUUCAUUCACCUUAUACAAAGAACCGCUCUUUACUCCCACCUACGCUGAAAUUCCUACACAUGGUGACAGAGGUCAGAGGGAGAUAAUUAAGGGCUUUUGGCUUUAUCAUGCUUCUAUAGUCCUUAGAACUAAUAUUUCCUUUGAAUUUGAAGCUUGAAUAUGAUGUUCUUAAUUAUUUACAUAUGCCUUCUUUCUGAUGUUACUCAUUCUUUCUUUGCCAUUUUAUCAAGGGCUCAUGAUCAAACUUCACGAUCAUCUUGAUGCUCUCCACUCUCCAGCAUGGAUUGAUAUUGAAAGGAAUGUCUAUGAUUUGAUCAAUGCCGGCGUGCCAAUUAACUAAGAGGGAUUUGGGCUGGGAAAGAGGGCAUUAUCCGUUGUCAUUUAUGCUUCAUCACCAUCCCCAUGCACGUUUUAAGUAUCUGUCUGGGUCAUUUUGUUUUUCCGAUGUAGUUUCCUGAUGAA